This is a messenger RNA of Lolium perenne, 1380 nucleotides long. Lineage: Eukaryota; Viridiplantae; Streptophyta; Magnoliopsida; Poales; Poaceae. The record is from RefSeq and is a predicted model, not a curated record.
GUGCCCGCACCAUGUUCGAUGAAUUGUUGGGUGAGUGUGCGCUGCCAUCUUUGCAGACAUCGUCCACGGUGCAGGCCCCUCUGUCUUACGCGCCGAUGAUGCUGACCACCAUGCCACCCCCGUCGACUGAGCAGGCUCUCCCGCCAGCUCCCAUUGACAUAGAGGAGGACAACAUUGACAAUGCCGGCACCAUGAACAUCGACGAGGAGCCGUUGUUUGUUGACGAGCUCAUAGAAGCGGCAACUGCACAAACUCGAGGUCGCCGGGUUAGCAAAAGAACUAGCAACUACACGGAGUUGGAGGACAAAAUGCUCAUCCAGGGGUGGUUGGCCAUUGGGAAAGAUCCACUAAAAGGUGCCGAGCAGAAGGGGGGCGCAUUUUGGCGUCGGAUCCAUGACUACUUCCAUGAGCACCGCCGGUACGGGGAGCACCGAUUUAACAGUGACCGCAAUGAAUGCUCCCUCCAAAAGAGGUGGGGAACGAUUCAAGUGGAAUGCAACAAGUUCCAGGCGGCGUAUGAUCAUGUGAAGCGGGUGCCCGUUAGCGGCAUCGGCAUCAAGGACUUGGUGUGGCAAGCUUUGGAUUACUUCAAAACGGUGAAUGACGGAAGGACCUUUGCCUUCUCUCAUUGUUGGAAGGAUCUCCGGGGCACCCCCAAAUUCGACGAGGGGUACGAGGCGUACAUGGCAAGCUUGAUUGGCAGCAAGACUGCCAAAGAUGCCACCUUCAUUGACCUUGAUGGUGGCCAACCUUGCGGAAGCUCCACUUAUUGUGCAAGCCGUCCAAGAGGCCACAAGGCAACUAAAGCCGACAUGAAGCGUGAUGUUUUGGCCAUGUAUUCGAUCGGCACCUGGAAGGACUUGUAUGCUGAAAAAGAGGUGUCCAUGGACAAGAGAGAAAAGAGGAAGCGCCGGGAGAAGGAAGAGGCCAUGAAAAACUACUAUGGUGUUCAAAAGAGGAAGCUUGCCAUUGAUGAGGCCAAUGCCAAGACGAGGGCUAGGGAAGUGGAGCUGAAAGAGAAAGAAUUGGAGCUCAUUGCAUCGUCAAGGGCCAAAGAUGUGGAGCUGAAGGAGAAAGAAGUUGAGCUGAAACGCCUGACCGAGGAGCACAUAAUCAUGACCGCCGACUUGACCGCCAUGAACGAGGUGAAGAGAGCUUGGUUCGAGAAGAGGCAAAAGGAGAUCCUAGACCGCACAAAUUGAGUUGACAAUCUUAAUUUUUAAUUAUUAUGUUUGUUUCCUUCUUCAAACUAUGGCACGCUUGUUUCCUGCUCAUGGUACAUUUUAUUUCAUAUUAUUCUAUGUUUUUUUAGAUGUUAUUUAUAAAUUUUUAUGGCCAAAUAACCUAUUUCCCAAAGAAAUAGACCAUAUCUGAGUCGCA